This is a messenger RNA of Drosophila elegans, 256 nucleotides long. RefSeq lists its product as uncharacterized. Lineage: Eukaryota; Metazoa; Arthropoda; Insecta; Diptera; Drosophilidae. Bases 34 to 189 code for a protein of 51 amino acids. The record is from RefSeq and is a predicted model, not a curated record. The transcript has a single exon.
CGACAGACAGAUCAUCCAACGAUAUUCGCCAAGAUGAACAUCAUUCAAGGUUGUGUUCUGGUUUUCCUGGGCCUGGUGCUCACCGCCGUCGAUGCCCAAACCCCAACCCGAAACGAAACUAGCAAGGACAGGGCCUGCGGACCUGGCCGUUACUACAACGAAUUGCGCCGCACUUGUCUGCCCUGGUAGGGAAUUUAAGUGCUAUAAAGUGCUAAGUGGUAAAUAAACUGCAAACAAAAUUUACAAAAUUUUAAAA